AUGGAUUGCCGCAUCUAUGGCGUCACCAUCCUUCUCUUCCUCCUCCCAAGCCUCACAUUAUCCCACUCACAGGGCCAAAUAAACUCAAACUCAAUCCUCGUCGCUCUGUUGGACUCGCAUUACACUGAAGUCGCUGAGCUAGUGGAAAAAGCCAUGCUCCUCCAAACGCUCGAAAACACGGUAAUGAACCACAACAUCACAAUCUUCGCACCCAGAAACGAGGCCCUCGAACGCGAUCUCGACCCUGAUUUCAAGCGCUUCCUUCUCGAACCGCGUAACCUGCAAUCCCUCCAAACCCUUCUCAUGUCCCACAUCGUCCCCAAAAGAAUCACAAAACCCGAAUACCAGCCCAGGUUAGUUAAAUCGGGCCGUCCGACCCGAUACAAAACCCUCGCCCCGCACCAACACCUCACUCUCCAAACAGUUAAUUCCACUCACUGGAACGUCGACACUUCCUGGGUCACUCACCCGGAUUCCAUGACCCGACCCGAUGGCGUCAUCCACGGGAUCGACACGCUCCUCAUCCCUCGCUCCGUCCAAGACGACUUCAACCGCCGCCGCAACCUCAUCUCCAUUGCCGCCGUGAAACCAGAACCUGCCCCGGAGGUCGACCCGCGUACCCACCGCUUGAAAAAACCGGCUCCCCCGUCGCCGGCAGGCUCCCCGCCGGCACUACCGAUCUACGAUGCGAUGGCGCCGGGACCCUCCCUGGCUCCAGCGCCGGCGCCUGGACCUGGUGGACCCCACCACCACUUCAACGGCGAGAAACAGGUGAAAGACUUCAUCCAAACUCUCCUCCACUACGGAGGUUACAACGAAAUGGCGGAUAUUCUGGUAAACUUAACGUCGCUGGCGACGGAAAUAGGACAGUUAGUUUCGGAGGGUUACCGUUUGACGGUGCUGGCUCCUAACGACGAAGCUAUGGCGAAGUUAACGACGGACCAGUUGAGUGAACCGGGUUCGCCCGAACAUAUUAUGUACUAUCACUUGAUUCCCGAGUAUCAGACCGAGGAGAGCAUGUACAAUGCCGUUAGAAGGUUCGGGAAGGUUCGUUACGACACAUUACGGUUGCCGCAUAAGGUGUCGGCGCAGGAGGCUGACGGCUCCGUUAAGUUCGGGCACGGGGACGGGUCUGCGUAUUUGUUCGACCCGGAUAUUUACACGAAUGGACGGAUCUCCGUUCAGGGAAUUGACGGCGUUCUUUUUCCGCCUCAGGAGGAUGAAGCUGGGGCCGUGACCCGGGCCCAACUCGCUAAGGUCGUCGUUAAGCAGAGAAGAGAUGGGAAAAAGGUAAAGUCCAUAAUUGAUUUGUUUAAUGAUAUUUUCUUUAUUUUUGUGAUAUCUGUCGAUUCCACACAGUUUGUGUUUAAGCUAAAGUUCGAUGGAAUGUGGCAGGAAAAUUGUUGGAAACAGCAUGUUGGAUGCUUGGAACCUUUGGACAGAAUUCUAGAUUCAUCUCUUGUGAAUAAAGUGCUCAUAUCAGCAGCAUGCUAG
Molecule: messenger RNA, 1494 nt
Organism: Sphenostylis stenocarpa
Lineage: Eukaryota; Viridiplantae; Streptophyta; Magnoliopsida; Fabales; Fabaceae
Source: the annotation of a GenBank genome assembly